Molecule: messenger RNA, 6640 nt
Organism: Gamsiella multidivaricata
Lineage: Eukaryota; Fungi; Mortierellomycota; Mortierellomycetes; Mortierellales; Mortierellaceae
Exons: 7
Coding region: 310-6552 (2080 amino acids)
Biological process (GO): protein dephosphorylation
Cellular component (GO): protein phosphatase type 2A complex
Molecular function (GO): protein phosphatase regulator activity; calcium ion binding
Source: RefSeq, a predicted model, not a curated record
UCUCAUCUCACCCGCCCUGCCCUUAGCCCUGACUCGCCACAAGAACUGUAUCUCUAUUAUCCCUUAUUCUAUUGCUCUUUGUUGACCCCUGAUUUUUUUUUUUUUUUGGCAUCUCCCGCUUCUGCGCCUGCUUUUCUCGACUCUAUUCUCACCUCUGACCCUGCUCCUUGUUCCUGACCAAUUGCGCUAUUGCUCUGGCGUGUUAACGAUGACUAUUAGAGAUCAGGAACUGCCAUCGCAAGCGAUUCCCAGAGCUUCAAAAAGUCUAUCCGCCCCAACGACGACGAGGAUUCGCCCUUAUCACCCCCAAUGGCAUGGUCUAGGGAGGGCACUAACGAGGAACUGUCAAGGUACCAAGAGCUGCAGAUGCGACAACAGAACGAGGGACAGCAUCGUCCUCAGACGCAGGUCUUCGCCAACCUGUUGGCAGACUCCACGCCUUCAACCAGUGCUGGAUCAGAGGCCGGUUUAGUGGGAGCGCUGAAUUCAAUGGACUCAAACCCGACGCGUACGCAUUUACCGACCUUCCAGGAUCCACAAAUGGAAUCAUUGUCGAGCACCAGCGCUCCAGAGAAACAGCGGCGCUCGUCACGGAAAUCAUCUUCUCCGGAACAGCCAUCGAACUCCCAAACCGAUGUGUCUGACAGAAGGAGGGAAAAGACAAGGUCCUCCUCCCGACCUUCAUCAAAGACCAGCCGUCCCAAGGGCACAGCAAGGACGCCGAACGAGGGGCAAUAUAACUCAGAGGACUUGUCAACGUCGCCUGCUUCCGCCGUCAAGUCCGACCACACAGCUUCUUCUCUUACCAGCCCACACUGCCGCUACAGGAGCUCUGGGUCAUCAGGAAAGAAAACGCGAUGCACCUGUUCUUCGUGUCAGCAAGAGAGACUCAACACAACUUCUCCACAGCGCUCGUAUCGAUAUGGACAAUAUCUCGGAGGGAGCGAGCCGAUGCCCAUCUAUGCGGGGCCUCUGGGACUAGGGGACGACAUACCUUCGCCAACACCUUCGCCUCCAGCCCCCGGAAGGAUGAGUAUCCAUAUGGCAAUGGGCGGGUGUUCACCUAUAGGGUCACCUACGGGUUCACCGCUUCUGGCAAUGCAUCAUUCCACGUUCCUGUCAGUCACCACGGGGCCAAGAAGCAGACCUGUACGCGGGAAUUUACAGGAGAGCCCCAUUGGAUCGACCUCAUUACUCAUUGAGGACGAAGGCGCGGUUUCCAGCCCGCCAACUAGCAGCCAUCCCAUCAUAACAGGAUUUCAAAGCCAGGUGCGCGACCUCAAGCCCAGGAGUAACAAAAAGAGUCCAUCCCGGGCGAUAACCCAGACUGAGCUCGGGGCGACAUCCAUAUCGCCCUCUCCAUCCUCCCCAUCCUCGCCCUCGUCCUCUCCCUAUGCCCCAUCCUCUAGAGGAUCGACUUUCCAAACGGAGACAGAGAGAGAUACGUCACCUUCGCUGUCCCCAUUCUUUUCGAGUAAGCGCUCCUUCAGCCUGCCCAAACAGGGAUCGUUGUCGUCUGCUAUGUCGACGUUCUCAACUUCACCUCCGAUGCGUGCAGAUACUUUGCAUACCCAUAAUAUUCUACAACAAAGUACCUCAGUGACCGACAGCGGCAGUUCAGCCUACGGGCCCAAGCAGUCCUCGACAUCUGGGUCGACCGUCUCAAACACGGAUUACCCCCGCCUCGCGCCCCCUGUGGUACUCGUUCAGUCCCCAACAACAGAGUCACUCGUGGGGCUAUCUGAGGCAGCAUCCAGAAUAAUACAGCAGGACCAGGCGGGAGACCACAGUCCGCUGUUAUACUCUUCAGUCCUUGUAUCAUCCACGACGACAACGGCGACAUCCUCAUCCGCCACUCCUUCGCCAGCUUCGCCAGCUUCGCCCAACCUUUCCCAACCUGCAAGGUCGCCAUCCCUACAACCAUUAUCGCCCGGAACGCAACAUGGAGCGGCUGCGACGCCUCCCCUGAGUCCUUCUCGUAAAAAGGAAGGACAUCAGCAGUCUACCCAUUCGGGGUUUGAGAAGAAAGAAUUUGAGUCAUGGUCCCUCAACGAGCAGAUUCAGGAUCGCGUCGUUAGGACGACUCCUACUCUUCACUACAAAUCUGCCCUCCUGUCUGGUGGCACCAAGGACAAGAUCCGUCAUAGUCAGUCGAGCCAGAUCCAGCAACCAAAGGUAUAUUCCCAUCAUAAGCCCUCGAGUACGUUGGCGGAGCAGCACCGGCAGCAGCCAUCCCGCGAGCAACAAAAUCGGUCAUCAGCAUCAAGGACGAGCCAGACAAAGGGAGCUUCACCAAUAGAGCCGAGUACUUCUGGAGGGCAACAGCAGGCGUGUGGACAAUCCAGUGCGAGAAAGUCGGCCGAUUGGACCCUGCAAAAGCCAACGGAAUCACAACCAGGCAUCAGGGCUGAUGACGACAAACAUUCUGGCAGUCCAGGCAUUGUGUCGGACGGGACUUCUUCAGCGCGGAGGAAGCCUGAAAACAAUGGCGCGCCUGUUCACGUCUUGCGCAAAAGCCGAUCUGCACCGAUCCUAGCCUCAGGACAAUUGUCAUAUGCCGAUAUAUUGAAGUCAUCCAUCAAGGCGACCUCGAGUCCUGCACUUCCUACUAGCGGCCUUACAUCUCCAAUAUCUCCAGCGUCUCCAGAGCCGACCAUCUCCAGGACUUCGUCAUCGUCUCCUUCUCCCCUAAUUUCCACCUCAACAUCCGGCACAGUAUCACCCACAGUAUCACCCACAGCUGGUUCCUCGGCAGAUGGCGCGAGUUUCAGGAGUACAUUGACCAUGUCCCUUACCCCGACUCGUAUAAUGCGAUCGUCGAAGCGGCUCAGUGCACUGAACAGCAAAAGCGACAACAAUUUGAGGGCGAACAUCGAUAGAAACAGCAUGUCGGCACCGAUGGCAUCGCUUUUGUCAUCCCUUAAGCCCAUCAAUGCAGCAGACAUUACUUCAGCAUCAGACGGUUUGAGCGAGCCGAGUCCUUCAGAGUCAGCGGAAGGAUCUAUGGACGAGGUGACUAAGUCAAGUGGAUCGGCCGACGUUAAACAUUCGACGUCAGAUGGUGAGGACGCCUCCGAAUGCAAUCUCUUGGACGAGAAGGCCAUUCAGAGCGAAUCCGACACCCACGCCACUAUCGUCCGGGACUCCGUUGAGAUCAUAAGUUCUGGGUUGUCAUUCUUCAGGCCGUGCGAGGAGUUGGAGAGAAUACUGUCCAUCCCAGGAGCCACUGCUCUGUCUCAGGACGCCAUUCCUGGAUUCCUAUCAGCGCCUGAGCAGAAAGGCACGCCCAAGAAGAUGCGGCCGUUGUCGGACCCCGGCCCAGCCGUCGUUAGAUUGAACUUAUCAAUCGAUAUGAGCAUGGAGACGUUAGCGAACGCCUCAGUCGGAAGUGCUUCAGAGGAAUCGCCGUCUUCAUCAGUCUGCGUGGAUCCGGGUGCGGACAAAAACGACAAAGAGAGCGAGUCAGCAGAGGCCAUAGAACUGGACGACUCAUUGGGGUCCAAGUAUGAUCGGGUCAAGGAGGAUCCGGGGUGCUCGUUCCAGCAAGAACUGGGCCUGCAGGAACAGGACGAGGACGAGCAGGGUCCUCAGCGGGAGCAGGUCAGUGGAGGGCUCAGGUCACAUAGGAGACGGAUCAACAGCUCUGGAGGCAAGAAAUUGCUUUUGAAGAAGAAGGGUAGCCAUUCGAGCCUCAACAACAGCAUUCAGCAGCAACCCGAGCAGCAGCAGCAGCUACGACCGCAGUCGGAGAACCAUGGCAGCGAAGUCGACAGCUCGACCGAUUCCUCAGCGAGGAAGUCUUCAGCGAGGAAGUCUUCAGCGACGCCAAACGAUUAUGUGAUCCCCCCCUUUUAUUUUCCUAUGGGUAAGCCUGUGGCAGCGACGAAGCGUCGUCAACGUGUUCACAGUGCUGUGAUGAAAGCCAAGGAGAUCUUUGUCGUGACCGAGAAUGGAUCUAUAGCCGAGGACGGAUUCGUGACGAUCACCAUGCAGUGCUGCGAGUUGCCGCGGUACAUGAACCGAGCGUUGUUUCGCAAAGUGGACCUUGCUGGAAGCGGCGAAGUCCGGUUCCUGGAAUUCGAAUGCGUCUGGGAGUCACUUGUAGAGACCUGUCCGGACGAGAUCUCGAUGAUCUUCAUGAUACUAAAGCAGCCGAACGCGAACGUUUUGACGCCAACGGACUUUGAGGUGGUUCUGCAGGACUUGAUUCUGUUUCAUCCAGGGCUGGAGUUUCUAUCAGGGAACGCCGUAUUCCAGGAACGCUAUCUGGAAACGGUUAUCACACGAAUCUUUUACGAUGUCAACCGCCGACAUGGCAAGAUGACCCUUGCAGAUCUCCGGAGGUCGAGUUUCGAUAAGACGCUAUGGAAACUCGAGAACAGCGACUUGAACCAGACCGAAGAUUGCUUCUCAUACAAGCAUUUCUAUGUGAUCUAUUGCAAGUUUUGGGAACUGGAUCAGGAUCAUGAUCUGAUUUUGGAUGAGCAGGACUUGGCCGGUUAUUCUGGAGGUGCUAUCUCCACAAAGGUCAUUCGGAGGGUCAUGCAGGGGUAUGGGAACGAGACGGGGAUGUUUAUGGUGCCGGAUCAGGAGCCGUUACUAGAGCAGCAGCAGCAACAGACUCUGUUGAUCCAACAGCAACAUCAACAGCAACAACAAAUGGCUCAGAAUCAGUUGGCUGAAGCGUCUGUCGUUGAAAUUUCUGGAGGUAUCAAAAACCCGAUCUCAUCCGGCAUAUUGGACGCGGAGGCUGGAAUGGUGACCGUAGAUCUGAAUGAAGAGGAACAUCAUGUACUGAAGCGGUCUGAAACCAUGACGCUUUCAACGAUUGAUAUGUCGUCCGUAACAACGGAGGAGGUUCCGACCACAGUAGCCACGACAGUGUCAUCUCUCGUGUUCGAAACAGCACCCUCUUCGGUAUCGACACUGUCAGCAUCUGAAUCCAUAACGAUUCUACCUCAAAGGAGCAUACCCCCGGGCCCCGGAAGCCAGUGCCAUCCACAGAAUUACCGCAUGACAUACAAGGGAUUCAUCUGGUUCCUGCUCGCGGAAACGGACAAGCAGACGACGACGUCGAUCGAGUACUGGUUCCGUUGCAUGGACUUGGAUGGGGACGGGAUCCUUACGGUCUUUGAACUGGAGCAGCUGUUUCAGGAACAGGCCGCACGGAUGGCGAUCCUGGGGAUGGAAUCCUUUGGGUUCAGGGACGCUGUCUGUCAGAUGCAGGACCUUGUCAGCCCCAAGGAGAUUGGCCUGGUGAGGCUCUCGGAUUUGAAGCAGUGUGGGCAGGCGGGGCCGUUCAUUGAUCUGUUCUGUAACGUGGUGAGGUGGAGAUCGUUUGAGGCACAUCAGCAUCAGAUCCGGAUGCGGCAGCAGCAGAUCGCGAUGCAGCGGGCUGCGGAUGCUGCUUGGGAAGAGGUCGCGACAGGUGAGGAUCUGUUUGAUGACGAGGACGGCGAUGAAGGCGACGACGAUUUCGAUGACGAGGACCUGGAUGAUGACGAUGACGAUGACGAGGAUAUGGAGGGCGAAGACGAAGAGACGGAUGAUCUUGAGGAUGCGGAGAACGAGGGCAGCACUGGUAGCGGUAGUGAAAGUGCAGAGCCGGAUGAUGAGGACCUCUUGGCUCGGAACUCAGAGUUGAGCGAGGAGAGCUCUUUGAGCAACACGAGGAUGUCAAUGGAUCCGAGCAGAGUGAAUACCACAUCUACAACAGUGAGUGCGGUGAAGACGGAAACGGGAGUUGUGUCCUGUGUUGGUAUCGGUCUGGGUGUCGUGAUUAUGAACGAUGUUGCUCAGGGUCUGUCCCAGAGCCUGGAGCAGUGGCGGGGCGGAGACAUCUCGGAACGGAGUACGGCAACAGUCAAGACAUUGAAGCGCAAGCGAGCCAAGGAAAGGCGGCGUAAGCGAAGACGUGCCAUGAUGAAGCGUGCGCUCCUUGAGGAACAGCGCAAAGAGAAGGCACUCUUGGCCACGAUUCGCGAGUCGCCGUGGAUCGUUUAUGUCGAAUCCGAAUACGACAAGCUGGUGACGAUCGAGCGACCACAGAGCAGGACCGGUUGGGAGGAAGGAGAAGAGGACGAUGAAGAAGAGGAGGAGGAGGAGGAAAUGGAUGACGAAGAAGAGGAGGUGAUGGACGAGGAGGACAUGCUGUUGGAGGAAGGUCACAACCCUGCAGCUGCUCAGCAACUGCAACUUCAACUCCUGCAGCAGCAACAGCAACAACACCAGAUACAGCAGAUGCAGAUGCAGAUGCAACAGCACCACUACCGGCACCAGUACCAUCACCACCACCACCACCACCAGCAUCAUCAUCAGCAUGUGGUACUGGCACAGAUCGAGGCCGGUAUCGUCGACGGCCAGCUUCUCGUGGAAAUGGACCAGAUGCAGGUGAAAGGCAUCGCUGGCGGUUCUGUGAAUGCCUGUGGCCAAACUGUAUCGAGGUUAAGCUUCGAGUUCGGACAAGACUUUGAGCAAAUUCCCGUGGAUUCUGUGGGGAACGAACAGACCAUGGCAGCAGCAAGAGUCGCCGCGGGCACCAAUUCACUCUGAAAACGGCUAUAGUUCUUGUCCGCACGUUAUAACCACCAUUCGCUACUAUUAUCAUUGUUACCAAAACGAUCCAAGAGUAUAGAUAAUA